UGCUGGCAAGACAGAGAGACGGAGUGAAGAAGAAAGGACGUUGCCUGGGCAGAAGGAGCAUACGCUCAGGAGAAGGGCCUCUGCCCACUACACCAAGCACAAGGCCACUGGGAAUAUCACCAUCUGAAACGCAGCCCAGCCUUCUAGGGAGAGAGCAGGCCUCCUCAUCUCCUUCAUCAUGAACUGGCACAUGAUAAUCUCUGGGCUUAUCGUAGUGGUGAUUAAAAUUGUUGGAAUGACCUUAUUUCUGCAUUAUUUCCCACAGAUUUUUGGCAAAAGUAAUGUCAGCUUCAUUCCCACAGACAGCUACGGAACAGUCCCACAAACUUUUGGCAGCAGUAAUGCCAGCUUCAUUCCCACAGAGAGCUACGGAACAGUCUGCCCCAGAGGGUGGGAUUUUCAUCAAGGAAGAUGUUUCUUCUUGUCCACCUCUGAGUUGUCUUGGAACAAAAGCAGGGACUUUUGCGAAGGAAAAGGAUCAACUCUGGCCAUUGUCAACACGCCAGAGAAACUGAAUUUUCUCCAGAAGAUAACUGGUGCUGAGAAGUAUUUUAUUGGCUUACUAUACCAGCACGCAGAGAAAAGGUGGCGUUGGAUCAACAACUCUGUGUUCAACGGCAAUGUUACCAAUCAAUAUCAGGAUUUCAACUGUGUGACCAUAGGCCUGACAAAGACAUAUGAUGCUGCGUCAUGUGACAUCAACUACCACUGGAUCUGCGAGAAGAAUGCCAAAUGAAUGCAGCCCUCUGUGGCCUCUGAUGAAAACAACUAAUAUACGUAUGGAGACAGCAAAGGAGAAUAUUUAUAAUUGGAAUGGGUCCAGGAAACACAGAAUAUCAAAUUACUAUGUCAGUCUUCCACAGGUUACUGGCAGAGCUCCCUAAUGAAUCCUCAGGGCUAAUGCACUUGCCUCUCCACAAAUAUACUUGCAUACACACAGCGGAGCAAAUUCCCCAUUCUCAGCCAGCAAUUCCCCAAGACCCCAUUUCCUGUGAGAGUCACAUAUAUGACUCUUUUUGGAUCCACACAGGUCUUCUAGUCAGUGAUCCCUUUAUCCAUCUGCCUACUAGGAGAGGUCCUUGCCUGUUUAGGGAAAUGAG
Diceros bicornis minor is the source of this 1100-nucleotide messenger RNA. RefSeq names its product C-type lectin domain containing 5A (gene CLEC5A). Gene Ontology annotation, molecular function: virus receptor activity. Bases 179 to 736 code for a protein of 185 amino acids. Gene Ontology annotation, biological process: innate immune response. The transcript is spliced from 7 exons. Lineage: Eukaryota; Metazoa; Chordata; Mammalia; Perissodactyla; Rhinocerotidae. The record is from RefSeq and is a predicted model, not a curated record.